This is a messenger RNA of Klebsormidium nitens, 2176 nucleotides long. NCBI's taxonomy places the organism in Eukaryota, Viridiplantae, Streptophyta, Klebsormidiophyceae, Klebsormidiales, Klebsormidiaceae. The record is from the annotation of a GenBank genome assembly.
AGUUCGUGCUCAGUCAGCUAGACAGAGUGCUGAAAAGGCUGACGCAUUCACUUUCUCAGCAGCGCCCCCAUUCUCUCGUUGAGAGGAGCAGUCUUUCUCAUUCUAUCCCUUCAUUCUACGGAACACCCCUCAUUUCUUCAGCGCACUGACCUGUCAACAAAAUGGCCAGUGUUCGGGUCCUGCUUCUUCUGCUGGCAGCCGCCUCUGCCGUGCAGCUGUCAAUCGGUGCAGCGGCUGAAGCGGCAGCUGUACCAACUCUGGGACUUGACAAUGGACUGGGCGGAAGGCCUCCAAUGGGGUGGAACAGCUGGAACCACUUUGCUUGCAACAUCAGCGAAGACCUCAUCCGCGACACGAUUGAUUCCCUGGUGGAGACGGGGCUGGCGGAAAUUGGCUACAAUUACGUCAACAUAGAUGAUUGCUGGCAGGCCAAGGCAAGAGACAGCAAGGGCAACCUGGUUGCGGACCCGGAGACGUUCCCUAGCGGCAUCAAGGCCCUUUCCGACUACGCCCACUCCAAGGGGCUCAAGCUGGGAGUCUACUCCGAUGCUGGGUACUACACGUGCCAGAGGCGGCCUGGGUCGCUUGGUUUUGAGAUGCAGGACGCUGUUAAGUUCGCUGAGUGGGAAGUCGACUACCUCAAGUAUGACAACUGCUUCAACGACCUGUCGAAGCCCGAGCUCAGGUAUCCAGUGAUGCGGGAUGCGCUCCUCAGCGUGGACAGGGCCAUCUUCUUCUCCAUGUGCGAGUGGGGGGUCGACCAGCCUGCCACGUGGGCCUCCAAGGUGGGCAACAGCUGGCGGACGACGGGAGACAUCCGGGACUCGUGGUACAGCAUGGUCGCCAUCACGGACCAGAACGAGCCCUGGUGGCCCUAUGCCGGCCCCGGCGGCUGGAACGACCCCGACAUGCUGGAGGUGGGUAACGGGGGCAUGACCACUGCCGAGUACCGCGCGCACUUCAGCCUCUGGGCGCUUAUGAAGAGCCCGCUCCUUAUUGGGUGUGACAUCACAAACAUGACCGAGGACACCAAGAGCAUCCUCAUGAACAAGGAGGUCAUCGACAUCAACCAAGACUCGCUGGGCGUGCAGGGCCACCGCGUGCUCAAGUCCGGCUCGGGGGGGCUCCUCGAAGUGUGGGCGGGCCCCCUGUCGGGAAACCGGACGGUGGUGGCGCUCUGGAACCGGGGCGUGUGGGGGGCCACCAUUUCCGCGGACCUCGAGCUGCUGGGCUUCGAAGCGGGGUCGGAGCUGACCGCACGGGACGUGUGGAAGCACGAGGACGUCAGCAAGCCUGUCACGGGGAGCAUCUCUGCUGACGUGCCCAGCCACGACGUGGCGAUGUACAUUCUCCGGGAGGCCGUUAAGGUGGAUGCGAAUGCGGAGAACGCUGAGAGCUUUGCACGCUUUGAGGACGUCCGGAAAGUUCGCGCGGGCAGGGCCUCGUCCGUUUGAUUCGGAUUCAUGUGCGAGGCUUUUUGGACCAGGUUUGGAGGGGGAGGGUUUGCAAUUGUUUGGCAUUACAUUUGAGGAACCAUAUCAGCAGUAGAUUUUCGGAUUGCCUUGACGUAGGAGCUUUCAGCCAGAGCUGUUUGAGAUUGUGACAGGAGCAUGACCUGAAUGUUGGAUAUGCCGUCCAAUUCGGAACAGCUCUUUGGAGGCAUGAAAGGAUACUGGCCUUCAUGUUGGGGCAUUCGGUUUAUGGGAUAGGCUUCCAGAACUGGUUCUGAGUUAGAAGGAUGAGAAGGGUGUAGAGGUCAGGUUGAGGUUUGGAGAGGUAUUGAUGCUGUGUACUUUAGAUCGACAAAUAGUACCCAGGAGCGCCUCGGUGGGUUUCACUAGUCAUAGCUUCGUCAUAGCCACGCUUAGUCACGCACGCAUUCACGUCAAGGGUACUUGCGAAGAUUGGGGCAACACUCGGAACAUUUGAUCUCAGUCGAGAACGAUGCGUACAACGUAGUGAACAAACAGGUGAAUUGGAACAUGCAGAAACCGAACAAGAACGACAACAUGCGUCAUUGUAGCUUUGAUUGAGGAGCCCGUCCAAUUUCCUUUCUAGUUUUGUAUAUGGUUCUUUCCGGAACAGCACUGGAAAGAUACAAAAGCGAAAUGAUACUUGAGUCCAUCCCACCGAUUGGUACGAUCGAAUAAAUCCGAAUUAAAGCCUUAAUUCCCUU